UCGUCUGGCGUGGACGCACCCAGGUAGAGAUACGAACUGUAUCAGGUAUCCGUCGGUGCAUCCCUUGCACAAAUGCACCUGCUUUCAAAGGUUCAGGGCGCCGCCACGAGUGCAGUGGCAAUGAAUGAAAUGUCAGUUUUUGCUCAAAUAAGUGGAUUUGGAUGGAGAAAAUUUCACUUGAUGAGAUAUUUCUUGAUGAUCUGAAUGGCGGUGGCAAAUAACGAGGUUAUGAAGCCUCAGGAGGGAGAGCUAGUCAGUGAGAUCUCCAAGGCUGUGGAAAUACUUUUCCUUUCUGAGGACAAUGGCCACCUACACACCCAGCUCCAGGGCCUGGUGUCAGAGCUGAAGGUGGGCUUCUCCAGUGCUCUGUAUGAGCUGAGUCAGAUCCAGCAUGGAGACAGUGAUAUCAGGGAGGAGGUGGGAGAAGCCCGGAGGAGCUGUGAGAGAAAGGCCCUGCGCAUGGAGACCCUGGUUGAAUCUCUCAGGGAUGAACUGGGAGAGAUGCGUUGCCAGAUCCUGCAACUCUGUGGCAGCAACAGGCAGAGGUCUCCUAUACAGCCGGAGGUGAAGGUGACACAAUCAGCUCUGGCAACCCAGAGAGACAGUGAUACAGGUCUUGUGGUGAAUGGGAGGAGCCACUGUGAGUGCAGUGCCAGCAGCAGCACAUCCUCCUCUUCGAACCGGGGCAGAGUCCUGCUCCACUGCUACCUACAGGGGCUCAAGGCAGGGAUGUAUGAGGGGACAGAUGCAAGGCACCAAGUGACGAUGCAGCUUCUCCACUCAGAAUGGGAAUACGUGUCGACCUUAAACCAGCUCUUCGACAAGUACAGAACACCUCCUGCUCUGCAGAUGGACCUGGAGCCAUAUCAGAAUUACCUGAAGUUUGUAGAGGAGUUGCUGCAGCGCCACCUUCUGUUCAGAAACACUCUGGAGCAGAGGUUGUCUGCUCACGACUGGAAAGGCCUUGUGGGAGACAUCUUUGUCCAACUCGUAGGCCACAAUGAUUCAUCCUUCUUGGACAUAUACCACGGAUACACGACAGCGCUGGCCACGUUUCUUUCUAUAGAAUUCAACAGAAUAAUACAAAGCACACAGAGCUAUACGAAGGAAAGAGAGGAAGUUCAACUGUUCUCUCUGCUGUUGGCGCCAGUCUCUCGAAUCCACAGCUACCUAACCCUCAUUCAGAGGCUGUUGCAGUGGACUGACAGCGAUCACCCAGACAGCAGCCUCCUCCAGGGGUCAGAGAGGGUCCUGAAGAACAUCCUCUCCCGCUGUCACCUCAUCCUGGAGGACGAUGUUCGAUGGGGAGACGGAGGAAGAAUGGCCGGGCCCAGUGGCAGCUGCUCUGCCUGCCCCUGUGCCAAGUCGUGCGAUCACAGAAGCCAGCUCUGCCCUGCCACGGACACACAGAAACACAGACAGGAGUCCCGUGAUGCUGCUGGGAAACGAGAGGAACAACAGCCACGUCUAUCUAACUGUGCCGCCGGCUGCCAGAGCAUGCCUGUUGCUCGUUGGUCUACCGGUACUGUACGGAAGAAGAGCUGUUAUAGAGACAGGACAGGGGGGACCUUCCAGUCUCAUCUCCAUGACUCCUGCGGCCUGGCUGGACUGGUCUACGGUGGGGACAUCAGCGCCUUCCUCCAUACGGCACCGCCUGGGUGGGGGGACAGCGACUCUGGACAGGAGUCUCCUAGCCAGGCUACGGGGUUAAGGUACACGCACACGGCCCCCAGACCCCUGGUCCUCACAUGGUCCAGAGAAGCACUGAUGACUGUGACACGGAGGAGGACGUUGGGGACACCUCAGUGUUUGACUACUCCUCCGUCACCACCUGUAGCCCAGACGGGACCCUGAGGAGGGAGGGGGAAACGAGUAAUACCGAGGAGGAGGACGAGGAAGAGGACACAGACAGUCAGGUGCCUGUUCUGUUGAAGCCCUCGUACACACAGCAGCAGCAGUCGCUGAGGGAUUCGCCCAGAGAACGGACUGUAUGUCUGAGAUGGCAGAUACCCAGGCUGCCCUACCCUUCUUCUCGAAGUCCACGACACCAGGCAGGACCAGCGGGCCUGGAGGGACAGGGUCAGACAUCAGGGCCAGCAGGACCCUAUGGGAACAGAGUCAUCAACGUCACUAAGGGACCACCUCCUCUCAUCCCCACCUGUGUCUUCAGACCCAUCUGGGAUGAACCACCGAAACAGGAAGAUGCAGCACCCGUAAAGGAAAAUACACCACAAGGCUUCAGACCGGUUCAAGCCACUGAGAGGCAGAAAUUUCCUAACUUCAAAAAGCUAAGGUUCGAAACCCAGCCGAGAGUUGGCCACGUCCAGGCAGGAGCCAUGGGGGGUGUUGCGGUGUGGGAUGAGAGUGAGGAGGACAGUGAGGGGCCCUGCAGCACCGUAUGAGAGAGGGAGACUGUCUGUGAGACCAACUUAGAAGUUUGCAGCAUUAUUUGAGAGAUCAAACGACCAAGACUACAGCCCUGUGUGAGAGAGGGAUUCAUCUAAGAGACCAGCCCAACAGUCUGCAGCACCAUGUGAGAUAUAGACCAUCUGAAAGACUGUCUGACAGACUAACCCAGAGGUCUGCAGCACCGUGUGAGAUAUAGACCAUCUGAAAGACUGUCUGACAGACUAACCCAGAGGUCUACAGCACUGUGGGACACCAAACGAGCAAUCAGAACAGCAACCAAAUCUCUUGCAUGCUGGCUACUUGAUUAGCAUUUAUGGUCUGUCACGACACCAACCCAGAGGACUAACAGCACUGUGUGAGAGAGACCAACCCAGAGGACUAACAGCACUGUGUGAGAGAGACCAACCCAGAGGACUAACAGCACUGUGUGAGAGAGACCAACCCAGAGGACUAACAGCACUGUGUGAGAGAGAGAGACUUUGUACUGCGUGUGUGAGAGAGAAAGAGAGAGAAAAAUAGAUACUGUACUGUGUGAGCAGGAGACUUUGUACUGUGUGUGUGAGAGAUAAUUGUACUGUGUGUGUGUGAGAGAGAGAGAUAAUCCUGAUCACAGACGGUCUAAGGUCUGCAACAAAAAAAACAAUAACAAUGGUGGUGGGGUGGCCAGUGAUGUCGUUUCCCCCCAACUGCAGAGUCCAUCUUUAAGGUCUUCACUGCAGCAUCAUCUGAAAGAUUGACCAGCCUGCAUGAUUUAGGAUUACACACUAGACAUCCCUGUAACAGCACAGUGCCCCUAAAAGAGAAUAAAGUGGAUACGAAACAUCCUGAAACAAGAAGAACACUUGAAAAUCAGAAGCGAUUUGGACUCAUUCCAGAUCAGUUGCUCUGACCAACACAGAGGACCUGAAAAAAAAAGACAUUCAGGAGAAAUGAAAAGACGUCUGUGUCCCACCCAAUUCUCUAUUUACAGGAAACUGUAAUUUACAGGUAAUUGUAAUUUACAGGUAAUUGUAAUUUACAGGUAAUUGUAAUUUACAGGUAAUUGUCAUUUACAGGUAAUUGUAAUUUACAGGUAAUUGUAAUAACACAUUCUAACGUCAUAUUUUAUCACAUAGUUGAAUAAAGUUCAGCGUUUUGG
Messenger RNA from Oncorhynchus gorbuscha (pink salmon), 3547 nucleotides. RefSeq lists its product as uncharacterized. The record is from RefSeq and is a predicted model, not a curated record. Gene Ontology annotation, molecular function: guanyl-nucleotide exchange factor activity. NCBI's taxonomy places the organism in Eukaryota, Metazoa, Chordata, Actinopteri, Salmoniformes, Salmonidae. The coding region runs from base 205 to 1854 and encodes 549 amino acids. The transcript is spliced from 15 exons.